Molecule: messenger RNA, 785 nt
Organism: Symbiodinium sp. CCMP2592
Lineage: Eukaryota; Dinophyceae; Suessiales; Symbiodiniaceae
Source: the annotation of a GenBank genome assembly
GAUUGUUUGGCCUCCUCGCGCUUUUCGCGGCAUGGCCUUGGAUUUCCGCUCUGUGGUCGACCGAUGGCUAUCACCAGGCUUUUGCCUACCCGGCCCGCUUAGCGCGGACGACGAGGAGAGCGCAGACGUUCGGCACCCAAAGAUAUUGGGAAGAGUUUUACUCGGGCGACACGGCUGACGCAGAAGAGUUUGAGUGGUUCUGUGGCUACGAGGACCUGCGCCCAUUCUUCCGGCACUUUGCCGAUUCCUUGAUCUCCAGGACAAACACGACCCGGCUGCUGAUGGCUGGCUGCGGGAAUUCCAAGCUGAGCUUCGAAGUCUAUGAUGAUCUGGUGGCCAGCGAACGCCUCCCGGUGGACAUCUGGAAUGUGGACUAUGCCGAGGCUGCUUUGCAGCGCCUAAAAGGCGUCGCCGAAGGAAGGGUCAUGAACUGGGCUGUGGCCGACCUCACUCAGCUCUCUGAAGAGGACUUCCCGACUGCCACCUUCGACUUGGUCCUAGACAAAGGCACUAUGGACGCGCUGUUCUGUGCAGGCCCGGCUUCGGUGGCAGCUGCUGUGCGCGAGAUGCAUCGAAUCCUUCGACCAGGUGGGCGCAUGGUCAUGGUCUCCGGGGUCCCGCCAGCGAAGGAUGUCCUUGAAGCCUUCAAAGGCAGCUGGACUGUGCUGGCAGACGGCUCGCCUUUCAUCAUGGACGAUGGCGAGGCCACGAUCAACCUGCGUGCACACUUCUACGUCUUCGAGCGCCCCGAAAGCUCCGCCGAGGGCCUCGUGGAGCCUUCCUAG